AUGACCACGUUCGCCUACGUGCUCGCCUACGUGCUCUCCUACGUGCUCGCCUACGUGCUCUCCUACGUGCUCUCCUACGUGCUCGCUUACGUGCUCUCAUACGUGCUCGCCUACGUGCUCGCCUACGUGCUCUCCUACGUGCUCUCCUACGUGCUCUCCUACGUGCUCGCCUACGUGCUCUCCUACGUGCUCGCCUACGUGCUCGCCUACGUGCUCUCCUACGUGCUCUCCUACGUGCUCUCCUACGUGCUCUCCUACGUGCUCGCCUACGUGCUCGCCUACGUGCUCUCCUACGUGCUCUCCUACGUGCUCGCCUACGUGCUCUCCUACGUGCUCGCCUACGUGCUCGCCUACGUGCUCUCCUACGUGCUCUCCUACGUGCUCUCCUACGUGCUCGCCUACGUGCUCUCCUACGUGCUCUCCUACGUGCUCUCCUACGUGCUCGCCUACGUGCUCUCCUACGUGCUCUCCUACGUGCUCUCCUACGUGCUCUCCUACGUGCUCGCCUACGUGCUCUCCUACGUGCUCUCCUACGUGCUCGCCUACGUGCUCGCCUACGUGCUCUCCUACGUGCUCGCUUACGUGCUCUCAUACGUGCUCGCCUACGUGCUCUCCUACGUGCUCGCUUACGUGCUCUCCUACGUGCUCUCCUACGUGCUCGCUUACGUGCUCUCCUACGUGCUCUCCUACGUGCUCGCCUACGUGCUCUCCUACGUGCUCUCCUACGUGCUCUCCUACGUGCUCGCCUACGUGCUCUCCUACGUGCUCUCCUACGUGCUCUCCUACGUGCUCUCCUACGUGCUCUCCUACGUGCUCGCCUACGUGCUCUCCUACGUGCUCUCCUACGUGCUCGCCUACGUGCUCUCCUACGUGCUCUCAUACAUGCUCGCCUACGUGCUCUCCUACGUGCUCGCCUACGUGCUCUCCUACGUGCUCGCCUACGUGCUCUCCUACGUGCUCUCCUACGUGCUCUCCUACGUGCUCGCCUACGUGCUCUCCUACGUGCUCGCCUACGUGCUCGCCUACGUGCUCUCCUACGUGCUCUCCUACGUGCUCGCCUACGUGCUCUCCUACGUGCUCUCUACAUGCUCGCCUACGUGCUCUCCUACGUGCUCGCCUACGUGCUCUCCUACGUGCUCGCCUACGUGCUCUCCUACGUGCUCUCCUACGUGCUCUCCUACGUGCUCGCCUACGUGCUCUCCUACGUGCUCGCCUACGUGCUCUCCUACGUGCUCGCCUACGUGCUCUCCUACGUGCUCUCCUACGUGCUCUCCUACGUGCUCUCCUACGUGCUCUCCUACGUGCUCGCCUACGUGCUCUCCUACGUGCUCUCCUACGUGCUCGCUUACGUGCUCUCCUACGUGCUCGACUACGUGCUCGCUUACGUGCUCUCCUACGUGCUCGCCUACGUGCUCUCCUACGUGCUCUCCUACGUGCUCGCUUACGUGCUCUCCUACGUGCUCGACUACGUGCUCGCUUACGUGCUCUCCUACGUGCUCGCCUACGUGCUCGCUUACGUGCUCUCCUACGUGCUCUCCUACGUGCUCGCUUACGUGCUCUCCUACGUGCUCUCCUACGUGCUCGCUUACGUGCUCUCCUACGUGUGCUCUCCUACGUGCUCGCCUACGUGCUCUCCUACUACUGCUCUCCUACGUGCUCGACUACGUGCUCGCUACGUGCUCUCCUACGUGCUCGCCUACGUGCUCGCUACGUGCUCUCCUACGUGCUCUCCUACGUGCUCGCCUACGUGCUCUCCUACGUGCUCGCCUACGUGCUCUCCUACGUGCUCUCCUACGUGCUCUCCUACGUGCUCGCUACGUGCUCUCCUACGUGCUCUCCUACGUGCUCGCCUACGUGCUCUCCUACGUGCUCUCCUACGUGCUCUCCUACGUGCUCUCCUACGUGCUCUCCUACGUGCUCGCCUACGUGCUCUCCUACGUGCUCUCCUACGUGCUCUCCUACGUGCUCUCCUACGUGCUCUCAUACGUGCUCGCCUACGUGCUCUCCUACGUGCUCGCCUACGUGCUCUCCUACGUGCUCUCCUACGUGCUCGCCUACGUGCUCUCCUACGUGCUCUCCUACGUGCUCGCCUACGUGCUCUCCUACGUGCUCGCCUACGUGCUCUCCUACGACGUGCUCGCCUACGUGCUCUCCUACGUGCUCUCCUACGUGCUCUCCUACGUGCUCGCCUACGUGCUCCUACGUGCUCUCCUACGUGCUCGCCUACGUGCUCUCCUACGUGCUCGCCUACGUGCUCUCCUACGUGCUCUCCUACGUGCUCUCCUACGUGCUCUCCUACGUGCUCUCCUACGUGCUCGCCUACGUGCUCUCCUACGUGCUCUCCUACGUGCUCGCUUACGUGCUCUCCUACGUGCUCGCCUACGUGCUCGCUACGUGCUCUCCUACGUGCUCGCCUACGUGCUCGCUUACGUGCUCUCCUACGUGCUCUCCUACGUGCUCGCCUACGUGCUCUCCUACGUGCUCGCCUACGUGCUCGCUACGUGCUCUCUCCUACGUGCUCUCCUACGUGCUCUCCUACGUGCUCGCCUACGUGCUCUCCUACGUGCUCGCCUACGUGCUCUCCUACGUGCUCGCCUACGUGCUCUCCUACGUGCUCUCCUACGUGCUCUCCUACGUGCUCUCCUACGUGCUCUCCUACGUGCUCUCCUACGUGCUCUCCUACGUGCUCUCCUACGUGCUCUCCUACGUGCUCUCCUACGUGCUCUCCUACGUGCUCUCCUACGUGCUCCACGUGCUCUCCUACGUGCUCGCCUACGUGCUCUCCUACGUGCUCUCCUUACGUGCUCUCCUACGUGCUCUCCUACGUGCUCUCCUACGUGCUCUCCUACGUGCUCGCCUACGUGCUCUCCUACGUGCUCUCCUACGUGCUCUCCUACGUGCUCCCUCUGCUCUCCUACGUGCUCUCCUACGUGCUCUCCUACGUGCUCUCCUACGUGCUCUCCUACGUGCUCGCCUACGUGCUCUCCUACGUGCUCUCCUACGUGCUGCUCCUACGUGCUCUCCUACGUGCUCUCCUACGUGCUCUCCUACGUGCUCUCCUACGUGCUCCUACCUACGUGCUCUCCUACGUGCUCUCCUACGUGCUUCCUACGUGCUCUCCUACGUGCUCUCCUACGUGCUCGCCUACGUGCUCUCCUACGUGCUCGCCUACGUGCUCGCCUACGUGCUCUCCUACGUGCUCUCCUACGUGCUCUCUACGUGCUCUCCUACGUGCUCUCCUACGUGCUCUCCUACGUGCUCUCCUACGUGCUCUCCUACGUGCUCUCCUACGUGCUCUCCUACGUGCUCUCCUACGUGCUCUCCUACGUGCUCUCCUACGUGCUCUCCUACGUGCUCUCCUACGUGCUCUCCUACGUGCUCUCCUACGUGCUCUCCUACGUGCUCUCCUACGUGCUCUCCUACGUGCUCUCCUACGUGCUCUCCUACGUGCUCUCCUACGUGCUCUCCUACGUGCUCUCCUACGUGCUCUCCUACGUGCUCUCCUACGUGCUCUCCUACGUGCUCUCCUACGUGCUCUCCUACGUGCUCUCCUACGUGCUCUCCUACGUGCUCUCCUACGUGCUCUCCUACGUGCUCCCUACGUGCUCUGCUACGGCCUACGUGCUGCUACGUCUCUCCUACGUGCUCUCCUCUACGUGCUCUCCUACGUGCUCUCCUACGUGCUCGCUUACGUGCUCUCCUACGUGCUCGCCUACGUGCUCGCCUACGUGCUCUCCUACGUGCUCGCCUACGUGCUCUCCUACGUGCUCGCCUACGUGCUCUCCUACGUGCUCACAGAGGAUUUGGAAUCCCGAGAGAAGUACGUACAGAAAAAAGCAGCAAGCGCCCCACGAUCACACACACCCAUCUCUGUUGAUGGUGAAGGAGCUGAGGAGGUUCAAAGGCGACCAUGGCUCUGUUCCUGAUGCAGAUCUGUUCAUGUUGAAGCUGGUGGAGGUCCCCAGUUACGAGGAUCGCCUGAACAGCCUGGUGCUGAAGGAGGAGUUCUUCCCGAUCAUGGAUGAACUCAAAGCUUUUUUCGGCACUUUGGUGACGGCGGGAAAAGAGCUGCUGGAGUCCGAGCAGCUCCACUCCGUGAUCCGCCUAGUGCUGAAGACGGGGAACUACAUGAACGCGGGCGGUUAUGCCGGGAGUGCGGUGGGAUUCCGAAUGACGUCGCUGCUGAAGCUAGUGGACACCAAAGCCAACAAACCAGGCAUGAACCUCAUGCAUUACGUUGUCAUGCAGGCACAGAAGGUCGACCCAGCUCUGCUCACGUUCCCAGAGCAGCUGCAGCACAUCCAGGAGGCAGCCAGGUACCGCACCAUGCUCUUCCUCUACACCAUGCUCUUCCUCUACACCAUGCUCUUCCUCUUCACCAUUGUCUUCCUCCUCACCAUGCUCUUCCUCUUCACCAUGCUCUUACUCUACACCAUGCUCUUCCUCUACACCAUGCUCUUCCUCUAUACCAUGGUCUUCCUCUACACCAUGGGCUUACUCUUCAUCAUGGCCUUCCUCUACACCAUGCUCUUCCUCUUCACCAGGCUCUUCCUCUACACCAUGCUCUUCCUCUACACCAUGCUCUUCCUCUAUACCAUGGUCUUCCUCUACACCAUGGGCUUACUCUUCACCAUGGCCUUCCUCUACACCAUGCUCUUCCUCUUCACCAUGCUCUUCCUCUACACCAUGGUCUUCCUCUAG
This is a messenger RNA of Knipowitschia caucasica, 4701 nucleotides long. The record is from the annotation of a GenBank genome assembly. NCBI's taxonomy places the organism in Eukaryota, Metazoa, Chordata, Actinopteri, Gobiiformes, Gobiidae.